UAAAAAAUAAAUUUACAAAUACAAAACAAAGUUAUAUUAAAAUAAUGUACUGUGAAAACUUUGCCAUACACAUGCACCUAAUAUAUAUGUUAAAAAGAGAUAAACAAUAUAUUUUAGCUCACACUUGCUUGAAAUAGUCACGAAAAAAAAGGAGGUUCUAGUUUUUAAAACGGACUGUCAAAGGCAAAGGGAAUAGAAAAAUUGAUAGCUUUUGUUUGUAGUACUCUGAUCUGGAAAAUUGGAUAAAAAAAAACAAUCAAAUUAUUACAUUUGAAAUAAGUGAAUAAAAUGUGGAAUUAAAGGACGAUGUGUAGUUAACAAAGGAACAUUGAGUGUUUGUUGUUGUAAUUGAAAGGAAAAUAGUAAUACGCGAAUGAAGCAAAAUUAGAAAUAGAAAUUUAACAAAUCAUAAUUAAGCACAGGCGAACCGAGAUUAUAUAUACCUAUAUAUAUAUAAUCAAGUUAGAAUAAAAGAAAUAAUUUUCUAAGAAUAACCAAAAAAAAUAUCUCGGAUCAAUUAUUAAGCGCUUUAAUUACAAACUGGGCAACCGGAGAUUUAAAACAAAUCUUUGAUGGCAAAUGUAACCUAUAUUGCAUAUAAAAAUGGAAACGGUUUGCAAGAUUGGUUUGAGUUUCUACUUAAAAUAUUUUAUCUUAGCUUGUAAAGCAAACUAUAAUAAAUAAUGAAAUCUAUAGCAGCGGAAUCAACAUCUUCUUUUCUACAUAUAACCAACGUAACUGGCGGACGAAUUGAUUUUCUCUCAACGAACUUUUUAACUACAGCUAAAGGAAAUUUUAAAAUGGAUAAUGACUCUCAUAUAAAUCUCAUCGAUGAUGAUGACGAAAAAGAUCCACUAGCUUUAGAUUCUUCAGAACAAAAUGUUUUACAGGAGCAAACGCAACCGUCAGUUAGUAGCAAGCACAGCUUGAGGCGUCAUGUUCCUCGAAUUAUUGUUAAACACUUACAACCAGAAAAGAAAAUAAAUACAACAUCAGGUCCAGUAACAUUAGUGACUUCUGCUACAACUACAUUAUGUGUAACUGGAUCCACGACAUGUCAAACUGCGACAAGAACCACACCAAGCCCAUAUAAUCGUGCAUGUAGCAGUAGGAGAAUACAACAGCAACAGCAGGCAAAGGCUGCAGCUGCUGCUGCUUUAAUCACAGCUACAACAACAACUGCAACAUCUACCACGUCAACAGCAAUAACACAAGCCUCUACAAUGCGUGAAGUACUGGCAUCAAUACCUGGUUUUAGUAUGAAACCGCGUAGGCGUUCAUCUAAAAAAAUCUCAACUGCUGCGCAGAUUGAACAGACAAAAGACGGGAAAAUUGAUUUGGAAACACCUGAUUCGAUACUGGCAUCAACGAAUCUUCGUGCGCUGUUAAAUAAACAGACAUUCUCAAUGCUCCCGCCUUUCUUUCAGUAUAAUCUUAUUCAACUCCUGCCUAGCGUUGAUCGCGAUGCUAUUGAAGUGGAGCAAUUUAGUUCACCGUCAUCGGAUCAAACACCUAUACAAUUGGGACCAUCCAGUCUUAAUAAUGAAUUUUUUGCCCGCGCUUGUUUAGAGUGGAGAGAAAGGUUGUCUGAAGGUGAAUUUACUCCUGAGAAUCAAGUUAAACUUAAAACAGAGGCUGAAAGAGAGAAAAACAAGUUAGACCCUUGGAAAUUAAAACAUUUUGAACCAAUUUGGGGAGAGAAAUCUAACCGUUCUGAUACCGGUAGUGAAUUAAAAAUGACUUUCAAAAAUGCUGAUGAUGAUCCUUGUGCAAGUACUAGUUUAUCCACAGUAGCUACUAAUAUAAAUAAGAAUGCUGACAGUGUAAAUUCUACUAAAUCACCUGAGGAAAAGCUUGAUUUGAAACUCGAGUCGAAAGAUGAUUUAAUGGCAACAAUAAUGAAAAAUAAUUUUGCUUCCACAAGUACCCUUAAUCUUACAACUGUAAUGCCCUCAAAUAUGAAAAUUACAGAUGAGAUAAAAAUCGAUUUAACAGAAACGCAAAAAUAUGAGGAAAAAGUAGCAGAUACUCAUCCACAAAGUUUGCAGCAUACACAGUCGGAUGCGGCUUUAAAUUGUGAUAAACAGACUGAUAUUAGAGAAAAGAAAAAUGCGGAUUCAAAUUCCGAUAUCAACUUGCUACACUUGAAAUCCAAUGAGAGUACAAUAAAUGAAAUACAAAAACGGUGUAUGAAACGUCCAUCUUCAAGCCCAGUCCAAGUAGAUGGUAGUGACAAGCGAUUAGAAAUAGACGAAUUUUCUGAAUUUCAUAUAGAGGGCAAACAUUUAAAAAUUGAUGAAUUCAUUGAUAUUGUUCCUAGUACAGAUAUAUUACCAGUUACAAAAACAUUGAUCAACAAUUAUUCUGAAACAGUACCGGACCUAUCUGUCAUUCGUAAUGACAUAACGAAUUACCAACAAUUACAAAAUUCGUUUUCAACAGCGGAAGGUUUAAUAGCUUCAAGAACUCCAUCUAAUAUAGGAAAAAUACAAAAUUUUAAUCAGCCUAGUACUUCCGGAAAAAGUUCACUUUUAAACAGUACCUGUGAUAGUAUUCCUUCGUUAUAUGCUUCGUCAACGGCAGCUUUAACAAAAACGCUUACAGAUUCUCAGCAACAAAGUCAGUCUCAGCAGCAGCAACAACAACAGCAACUGCCGACUGAAGAAAUGCAUGUUGAUUUAUGUACAAGCGUUGUACAAAUUGACGACGACGAUGAUCUUAUUGAACAAAAAUUUGUUGAUGCAGAAAGUUAUGUGCUAGAGUCAGUUGAAGUUAGCACCGAUAGUAUUACUGAUAUGCAAAAUGCUGCUAAUACAAUGGCUGGAAGUAAACAUAAUUUAAAUAAUGGUGAAUUUUUAUUUUCUGGAUCCCUAGAUCAUGUAAUCUCCUCAGAAAUGUGUGAUAACGCUUAUAUAAGUAAAUCUAUAAUCCCAACGAUUAUUUCAUCUGCAACCACCUCAUCGUUGUCAUCAUCUUCAACUUCUCUGUCAUCAACAUCAACAUCAGCAAACAAUAUAGUUGCAGAUAUGCAAUCCAUACUUUCAUCGACAUCAUCAUUAACACCUGCACAGCAGAAACACGACGAAUCUAAGAUAAUGGAAGAAGUUGAAUUAUCUUCCGAACCAACAACGAAUGAGAUUUUUUUUCAUGUGCAACAUGAUUGGAAUUUUGGUAAUAUUAAAAUGCCAGAUCAGCCAUCUACAAGUAGUAUAAACAACAUGCAAGGACACCAAAGUGUUAUAAAAAUGAGCACAAUUGGAGAUAAUGUUGAUAAAAAUAUAUCUGUACCUGUGGUAGUUACCAAAUAUGAUGAUGAAGAUGACACUCAGCAAUUGGAAAACAAAAUAGCUCAACCAAUUAAGCAUGACGACGAUAGCAACGAGAGAAUGGAGCAACAUGUGGCAAAUUCUAAACAAAUAUUAAUAAAUCAAAGACAGCAUUUGGAUUUGCAGAUACAGGAACAAGACCAGUUACCACCAAGUUAUCAACAACAUUCUGAGGUUUUACAUGAGCUACUGCCGGAUGUAAUAUGUGAAGUACCUAUGUCUACAGCUGAAAUGGAGGUUUCCAGCACUGUUGUAACGAAUUGUAAUUCCAAUGAUAGCACUAAUGAAAUGAAUUUAUGUAGCAGUAGUAAUAGCAGCAGUAGCAGUAGAGGAAAUAUAGAUUUAACAGCAAUAACACAUUUUCAACAACUGUCUCAACACCAGCAACAGCAGCAGCAGCAGCAACAUGAUCCGACGCAACGACAAAUUUUACUCGAUUCUAACGGUCAAAUAAUUGGAAAUUUUCUGGUACAACCUCAACAGCAUAUACAAAAUGCACAACAGUUACUACAACAUACAGCACAGCAGCUUCCUUUUACAUCGACAAAUCAGCAGACACCAUCAUUAACACAACACCAACCACAAUCACCACAAAAAGCACAUCAAUCAAUGCAAGUUAUGCGAAAACAAUUUGAAAUUAACGCAAAUGGCCAGCACUAUUUACCAGAUAAUGGUUCUCAACAUCAUCAAAUACAACAUCAUUUGCAACAAUUUAAUAUGCAUCAACAGCAACAGCAACAACAACAGCAGACAAACCAGCGUCAUUUUUUACCACAGCCACAAUCUCAAGUCACAAAUACAUCAGCUACAACUAGUAGUAGCAUUAUGCAUUCGCAUUCACAGCAACAACAACAGAAUCAUCAACAAAUUCAACUUCAACAACAUAAUCAUCAAAUGCAACAUAUUCAUCAGCAACAGCAUUUAUCAAACUAUCAAACUCUUUCACCAGCACAGCCUCAAAAAUAUAUUUCGAAGCAAUUAAGUAUUAUACCAAUGUCACGCUCAACAACAUCGCUUGCUGCCUCUUCAUCAAAUAUUGCUUCAUCUGUCGUUAUUCCGUCCACCGUAAAUACAUUUUCUUCAUCGUAUAAUAAUGUCACUUCGGCUACGAAUCCCACAUUAGUUUCGCACUCUUCCACAACUACUUCAUCUAAUUCGGGUGCUAUAAAAGUACUACCGCCAUCGGGAGUGCCUACAACAAUUGCACAACAGAAAGGUAAUGCCAAAAUUCCUACAGGAAAGGGUCGGAAAGCGACUACUAACAAAAUUCCACCUGGAGCAGUUAAUCUUGAACGUAGUUAUCAAAUUUGUCAAGCAGUUAUACAAAAUAGUCCGAACCGUGAUAACUUAAAAGCUCAACUUAGGCCUCCAUCAGCAAUUUUAAAUCAACAACAACAGCAACAGCAACACAAUUCAGUACCAAUCACAAACUCAACAUUAUCGGCACCUUCUGUAUCAACCUUAUCAAAUGCCUCCUUACAAUCUUCGAAUAUGCUGAAGCAUGAUGAUAUUAGCACGAAUGCUCUGCCAACUGGUAUGCCAUCUAAUGUAAUGGGUGUAGGUAGACCCGGUGUUUACAAGGUAAUUGGUCCACGUAUGGGAUUUCCACGAAAAAAAUAUGUGCAACGUAAACCAUCACCCACUUUAAUUCGGCAUGUUUUUACGGGUCAAAAUUCUAACACUAUGCAAGGAAACUCUGGUCCACAAUUAACUUUAAUGCAACAGCCAAUUGUACCCCAGCAACAUGAACUGCAUCAAAAUGGUAGUGGGCAAUAUGUGUUAAUACAUCGUGCAAAUGUUGGAGCAGCUGACAAUCAUGCACCUCGAGCAUCAAGUGCUCCUCCAGUACCUCAAAAUCAAAAUCAACUGCAUAAUAUAAAUGGAAUAACAGGACGCGGGCGUCCUGCUUCUGUUGAAGUGGAUACAUCAAACACCCUGCAUGAAAAUCCCCACGUUAUUAAUAAUGUUAACACAGCUAACAUUGUGCGGCGUAACAUUGCAGCAGGUAAUAUUGCAUAUAUUGAUGGACUUGCUACAACAACUCUUGAUGGCAAUAACUUUAUAGUAACAACCAGUAAUGCAACACCUAGUGGAGGAACUGUAGAUAAUAAUACAUCAAAUGACAAUUGUGCCUGUUCAAUGAAUGCAAUGAUUAUAUGUCAACAGUGUGGUGCAUAUUGUCAUGACGACUGCAUAAACUCUUCAAAACUGUGUAUAUCAUGCGUUAUAAGGUGAGACCUUAAAAGUAAAUAAUAGCUGAACUGGCCUCGCUUCACACCUACACCCAAAAUACCAUAACAAAAAAUAAUUUCUAAAAAAGACAAAGCUAACUAAAAUACGAACUUGAAAUUGUAUUACAAUACCAUUAAGAAAUAAUCAUAGCAGUAUAAUUAAAAAUUAAAAAUUAAAAAUUACAGAUAAUAGCUAAUAGAAAAUUAAU
Messenger RNA from Teleopsis dalmanni, 5766 nucleotides. RefSeq names its product polycomb protein Asx (gene Asx). Gene Ontology annotation, cellular component: PR-DUB complex. NCBI's taxonomy places the organism in Eukaryota, Metazoa, Arthropoda, Insecta, Diptera, Diopsidae. Gene Ontology annotation, molecular function: chromatin binding; DNA binding. The coding region runs from base 684 to 5561 and encodes 1625 amino acids. The transcript is spliced from 12 exons. The record is from RefSeq and is a predicted model, not a curated record. Gene Ontology annotation, biological process: animal organ morphogenesis; positive regulation of transcription by RNA polymerase II.